Molecule: messenger RNA, 798 nt
Organism: Marasmius oreades (fairy-ring Marasmius)
Lineage: Eukaryota; Fungi; Basidiomycota; Agaricomycetes; Agaricales; Marasmiaceae
Exons: 6
Coding region: 1-798 (265 amino acids)
Source: RefSeq, a predicted model, not a curated record
AUGGGCCAACACUCCUUAUCCAAGAAACUCAGGCUGGACAGCGGGGGCCCUAGGACAAAAGCUCGACUACAACCUAUCAAUAAGACCCCUCAGGAACUGUUGCAAGAGCUUAAAGCCAACCGGAGCCUCGAAGCAGGAAACCUGGCCAUUGUCAAGCUCUCGACUGACAACUGGAUGGAUGUAGACGAUGAAGAUUACAACACAUUGCCUUUGCCUCCUCCACCAGGUGAAGAAGGUCUGUUCCAUAGUCAUGCUGGAGACAGUUAUGUGGAAGGUGAAGAUGGCCUUCUGUCCUCUUUGUUUCAAGCACGUGGUGGAGACAGCCGAAUUCGAACAGAUUUAGUUUGGAAACAGGUAGACUCGUGGUAUAAGCAAUUGCCUGUGCUGGUCAAUGCCUAUUUGGAGUUUCAGAACCAAGGGCCACCAACAAAUGCACAGGAAGUGGCAACCUGGCAAAUGCCAACCAUGGAUUUUCACAGUCAUCACAAUCAGACCCUGUUCCACACAAGCCAAUCAACAAGCAUUAACGAAACGCUUGCGCAGAAUGGCCUGCUUGGUGGAAGUCCGGAAAGUCCAAACAUAGCUUUCUCGUUUGGUUUGUUGGAUGCAUUUCGUCAGAUACGUCGUGUAUGCCCAAGGUACAGCGUUGAAGGAUUGGCAAAAUCACUUCAGUAUAUACACAAGCUUCCUGGAGAUCCCCACCUUGAGCGCCAACUUCAAACAACAUACGAUGCAUACCUCAUGAUCAUGCGAGAAGUCUGCAACAGGACUGCCAAAGCACUAUUCCGUGAAGGUUGA